Acyrthosiphon pisum (pea aphid) is the source of this 944-nucleotide messenger RNA. RefSeq lists its product as uncharacterized. The transcript is spliced from 7 exons. Bases 112 to 642 code for a protein of 176 amino acids. The record is from RefSeq and is a predicted model, not a curated record. Lineage: Eukaryota; Metazoa; Arthropoda; Insecta; Hemiptera; Aphididae.
UAUGAAUUAAAAUGGAAUAAGUUUAAAAUCUACUAGCAAUUUAAAAUGUACUAAAAGGUGUCUAAUUAUCUUUUAAAUUAUACAUUUUAGACAUCAAAACAGUUAGCUAAAAUGUCAUCAAAAAAGAAACUUUAUACUGAAGAUGAUAAAAAAUUAUUAAAAACGCAAGGAAAACAGAUAAAAAAAAAAAAGGGAAAAUAUUCUAAGGUCCAUAACAUAAAUAAUUUGAAAAAUGCUAAUGCUGCAGUUCCUUCAGAGAAAAGACAUUAUGGUCAAAUAGAUGAAUGUUUUGUAUUGCUUUCAGAUUGUAAUAAGCACAAAAAAAAUCGUAAAUCUGACAAGCGUUCCACUGGCAAUAAUACAAAGACUAUUUCAGAGAAUGACAAAGAUUAUUCAUCAAUGUUAAAAACAAAAGAACAAAACAUAAAAAAAAAAAAAAAAGAAGAUUCUAAGGUUCAAAAUAUAAACAGUUUAAUAAAUGAUAAUGCUGUGGCUCAUACAAAGAAGAGACAAAUGAAUGAAUGCUUUGUAUUGCUUUCAGAUUGUAAUGAGCACAAAAAAAAUCAUAAAUCUGACAAGGGUUCCACUGGCGAUAAUACAAAGAAUAGUCCAGAGAAUAACAAAGAUUAUUCAUCAAUGUAAGUUUACAAAUUACAAAGUCCUUUUUUUAAUUACUAUUAUUAUUGUUGUUUAGUUUUUUUUCAUUAUCCCACUUUAAGCGAUAUUUACAUUUAGUAAGUUUGAUGUGUUUACAACUUUUUUAAAUUACAUGAAUACAUGAGAGGGAGGAAGCCACUCAAUAGUCAAUAGUAGCACCUUUAGUGGAUACAUGGUUAAAUAUUAAUUUUAGAACACCUAAACAAAUAACUGAAAUUCACCCUUUUAAAAAUGUUAAGCUAAUUAACUUUUCUAUUCAAUAUUCUUUAUCCAAGUCUCUCAUUAUA